Messenger RNA from Culex pipiens pallens (northern house mosquito), 2611 nucleotides. RefSeq names its product calpain-A-like. Gene Ontology annotation, cellular component: cytoplasm. The record is from RefSeq and is a predicted model, not a curated record. Gene Ontology annotation, biological process: proteolysis. The transcript is spliced from 5 exons. Lineage: Eukaryota; Metazoa; Arthropoda; Insecta; Diptera; Culicidae. Gene Ontology annotation, molecular function: calcium ion binding; calcium-dependent cysteine-type endopeptidase activity. The coding region runs from base 208 to 2451 and encodes 747 amino acids.
CAGUCUGCAAUCGCCAAUCGGUUGACACUGCUACUGGAAGACAGUGUCGGUCGUUCUUCCAACUAGUGGACACUUGUUCAAAUUACAGUUCGUAUCGUUUAGUCACGAUUGUCACGUCGGUCGGUCGGUCGCACGCUUCCAAAAUUUGAAUUGAUAAACGAGAAAUAUGGCGCCAUAAACCCAGGACUUUGAAUAAGGACCAUUGCAAUGAAACGAGUUAUCCGAGCGAGUGUGGCCGAUUCCGAGGAUGGUUCACCGACGCUCAGCCGAAGAUCCUCCCGGUUUAUGGUGGUCGACUUUACGAACGAUGAGAUCGCCCACAAGACCUUCAACAACCACCAGAACCCACCUCCCCAGGACUUCUACCAACUGAAGCAACGCUGUCUGUCCGAGAACACCCUCUUCGAGGACCGUGACUUCCCCCCAACCCACGAAUCGCUCACCAAGGACGGGUCCAAUCCCGACCCAUCGGUACAAUGGCUACGCCCGGGUCAAAUCUGCCGCAAGCCCAAGUUCUUCGUGGAAGGAGUCUCGCGGUUCGACGUUCGCCAGGGUAGUCUGAACGAUUGCUGGUUGCUUACGGCGACGGCGAAUCUCACCGCAAAUCAGCGAAUUUUUCGCAAAACCGUACCGCUGGACAAUUCCUUCGAGGAGGAAGAGUACGCAGGGAUUUUUCAUUUCCGGUUUUGGCAGUUUGGCCAGUGGGUCGAUGUGGUGAUCGAUGACCGUCUGCCGACGAAGGAUCGACGGUUGAUCUUUAUGAGUUCUAGUCAGAAGAACGAGUUCUGGAGUGCGCUGUUGGAGAAGGCGUACGCCAAGCUGUACGGAUCGUAUGGGGCGCUGAAUGGGGGGACCGCUAGGGAGGCGAUGCAGGACUUUACCGGGGGUAUUACGGAAUCGUAUCGGUUGAGGGCAAAGGAACCGCCACCGGAGAAUCUGUUCGAGAUCAUCCAGAGUGGGUUCCAACGGGGGUCGAUGUUUGCGUGUAACAUUUUGCCUGAUCCGAAGAUUCCAGAGGCUCGUACACCCCAAGGUCUUCUAAAGGGUCAUUCGUAUUCGAUAACUAAAACACACUUGUUCGACAAAAUUCAGUUGAUUCGGCUUCGGAAUCCCUGGGGAGACGGAGUCGAGUGGAACGGAGCAUGGUCCGAUCACUCUAAAGAGUGGGAUGCCAUUCCGAAGAAUCAACGGAAGCAGCUGGGUCUGACCAUUGACGAGGAUGGGGAGUUCUGGAUGAGCUUCCAGGACUUUCUGCGGUAUUUUGAUCGCAUUGAGAUCUGUAACUUGUCCCCGGAUCCGCUGGAUGAUCCCGAGGGUAGCAAACGUGGCUGGCAGGUAUCGACGGUUGAUGGAGAAUGGGUGCGAGGUUCUACCGCGGGUGGAUGCAUAGAUUUUCUGGAUACCUUCUGGACUAAUCCCCAAUACGUAAUACGGUUGGAUCAACCGGAUCGAGAUGACAAGAGUGGAAUGUGCACCGUGGUAAUUGCCUUGCUGCAAAAGUAUCGCAGAGUAGAAGAACUCGCAAGUUUGACGAUUGGCUUUGUGAUCUAUCGAAUAACUGAAGAAGAUCUCCGCAACAAACCUAUCCCUAUGAAAUUCUUCAAGAAGAAUGAAUACCGCAUUGUAGCCAGGUCAAUCUUUAUCAAUUCUCGUGAAGUAAGCUGCCGGCUGAAGCUCAACCCAGGACUGUACCUCAUCUUGCCGUCAACUCUUCAACAGAACGAGGAAGGUGAGUUCCUGGUACGAAUCUUCUCCGAACUUCGCAACUGCCUGGAGGAAAAUGAUUGUACCGUUUGCUUCGGUACCAUGGACGACAGAGUAUCCGGACCUCUGCUCGAGAACAAGGACUGGGAACAAAUGGUUCGUACGUUCUACGAGAUGGCCGACAAGAAAGGUGAAAUCGACCACGUGGCCCUCAGUUCCAUCCUAAACCAGUUCUUCUUCGCGCCCAAAAUCAAGUCAACCAAAUCCACUCGUUCUUUCUGGAAGUCCAUCUGCCUAAGUCUCCAGAUCUUCCUGCUCUGCCGCUGGAUGCCCUAUCCAGCACCCAGCAAACCCAACCGUUCCGUCAACCGAUCGCUUGUCCAGCAGAUCUCCAAACUUCUCAUAGCCCGCGUCAACCCUAACAAAUCAACACAGCUCAACUACGACCAGUUCAAAACCAUCGUUCGGGACAUCCAACAGUGGCAGGCGGUCUUCAAUCUGUACGAUCUGGACGCUAGUGGACACCUGGAUCGGAAGGAGCUCAAGCAGGCGCUCAACUCGUCCGGGUUUAACGUGAACAACCGCGUGACUAACAACUUGCUGAAGCGAUCGCAUGAACGUGGCAUAGACCGCAUGGAGCUGGUGGAUUUUGUGCUAUGUGCGGUGGAGAGCAGGAAUGCUAUUGAACUUCAUCAAAACAUUGAGGAAACCGCCAAUCGAAUAUUUGCCGAUAAAAAGAGGGACUGAACGUUCACGAAAGAAAAACUACGCCAUAUUUUACGUAAAUAACAGUAUAAAACCUAGCUUUUAUAGCCAAAUGUUAUUAAAUCAGCUAUGAUUUAGUGUGCUUUACAUGUGGACAAUCAUCAAAUAAAGAAUGUUGCAAAAAAUAAAACACGAUUCUGAU